GUGACAGGCUUUGUAUAUUGCAUAAAAUGUUAUGACAUUUAUGUUAUUUUAUGCAUAAAAUAAAACUGUAAAUAAACAGAAAUCUAAAUUACAUUUAAAAUCUUAAAUCAUACCUCCAGAAAAUUAUGAAAAUGAACUUUAUAUAAAUACAAAUCUUACAAAUAUCCAAUAUUCAAAAUAAUUUUGUUGGAUGAUGUAUAUUUAACUAAAAAUAAUGCAAUAUGCAUUAUUUUGACAGAUUCAAGGUUGGUUAAACGUAUUUAUGUCUGGUAAAUUUUCUCAACCCACUCUCCUUUGGCAGGUAUUGCAAAAAAUGUAUUUUGAAUCCUGUCUGGGCAAGAACAGUCUCAAAAAAUUCCAUCAAAGCCACUGAGAGCAAGUGCAGAACUGACAGCUCUCUCCAUAAGUACCACAACAAAAUGUGUCUUGUAGCACUACCAAGAAAAACAAUGACACUUCAGGAAAGCUGUCAGUCAACUGGCUACCCAGAGAGAUUUAUUUUGGUCGACAAAACGUGUUAAAAUCCGUGAAAGAAACUGUAGGAAGUAUAAAAGCUGUUGAACUAGGUGCCAAAAAAUAAUUGCAUACAAAAUGCUAAGAAAUAUCCAAGAAACUAACCAAAACAUGUGCUGUAACAUUACCAAUAUUUAUAUACAAGUGCCAUUUUAGUCAAAUUAAAACAUAUUUGCCUAAACCAAACAACUGCUACGUGUGAUAAGAAUAAUAAUAAUGUGAUUUAUGAUUUAUUCCAUCAGCAAUAGACAAGCAACUGAACGUUUUUAUUCGUUAUUUCCUCACCUGAAACCUGAGGCAAAGGCGCCAUCUGCUGGAUUGGAUGCAGACGACAUUUAAAGGUAAAGAACUUUAGUGCGCAACGCAGGGUGCGUAUCACGAAAAAAUACGGGAGGUGAAGGACAGGAUUGAUAAUGCGGUCGCUUCCAUUAUAACUUUGAUUACGUGUGCUAGAUAUUUUCCACAGAUGGCAGAGCUACUGGAGUCUGCACACUGAAAGUUGUGCAUCUAGUCUAUAGAUGUAUGCACGAUUGUGCUUUUGACAGUUGCAGCGCUUAAGCGGCAUAGGGAAAAUCACAAGCGUAUAAGGGGUGGAAAGACUUUUAAGGAUAUGGUUAUAUGCAGCUGUUUAGACACUGAAGCAUUGCUGAAAUCGCUAUAAUCUUCCAGCCACCGAAGAGGAGGAGGAGGAGGAGGAUGGUUUUUGGAUUUGUGCCUCUUCAAGAGAAGCAAGGCUUAUUUAAGAAGAAAGAUCAUGGUGGCUGUCAGAGGGAAGGAUUCGGGAUUCGAGCAGCUGCAGGAAGCCAAUGAGGAGAGCUACGCGCCGGCCACGGCUGAGGGCACACGAAGAGGAACGCUCAGGAGUCUACUCCGCUGGGGUUAAAGUGUGCAGUGUGCACUACUUCCUGCCGCAGGUAGAGCUGUCACAGUGUGGUGUGGAGCUCUAGCUGUGUCAGAGGCUUGCCGUGUCCUUGCCUCACUGCUGCGAGAGCUGCUCGGCUGGAUAUCGCAAUCUUUCUCACGCUCUCACCAAGGAUUCUGGAUCCCGCCACCACCAUGGAGAAGUGCUGCUCCGAAUGUUCAGAGCCUCGGAUGGCACAGAGCUUGUGCACCUUCUGCAACAAGUGGCUGUGUUUCCAGUGCACAGACCUGCACCAGCACGAGAGAGGCUCCACUCAACCCUCUGAUCUGCAGCACCAGCCGCGAGACCCUCCGUCACCGUCUGAAAUAGGAGCCGGUUGCUGCGGGCAUGCUGUUGUCAUGUGUCCUCUUCAUAAACAGGAGCCUCUGGAACUCCUGUGCGAAACGUGCGACCUCAUGGCCUGCAGCAUCUGUCACCUGUCCGCCCACAAAGACCACCGGCUGGUGCAUGUUGGGAAAGCUCUGCAAGACCAACGCUGGCUCCUGCAGAACCUCAUGGCCCGAGUGGAGGAGAAAAGAUCAGCUGUGGAGAGCACCGCCAAACAGAUCCAGGGCAGGCUCCACGGUAUAAAGAUCACGCAGAGGAAGGCAGAGAACCAGAUAAAAAUGGCAAAGAUGAUUAUGAUGAACGAGCUUAACAAACGGGCCAACCUAUUAAUAGAACAACUGGAGAGUAUCUCCAGUGAUUUCAAGCAACGUCUGGAGGACCAGCUGCAGGGGGCCAUAGAGCUGUGCAGCCAGCUGGAGCACGUGCAGAACUUCAUUACCUGGGCUACGGCCCACCACAGACGCAAUCCGCUGCUAUUUAGCAAAGAGCUGAUUGCUCUUCAGAUGCAGCAAUUACUGGAGCCACUGAUGCUCUCAGAGGCUUGGACCCCGUUGAAAAUCAAGUUUAACUGGGAUGCCAGCUUCUGGACCAAGCAGAUGUCCACUUUAGGUCAGCUGGUUGUUGAAGGUGGAAGUCGUUCAUACUCAGAGGUUGUGGGUCACCCCAGUAUCUUGCGACCCCAGCCUGUCCCAUGCAUAGCAAUGCCUCCUCUGUGCCAUGCGGUGAGGGAACCUGGCUGUGCCUACCAGACCUUCUGCCAGCCCCAGCUCUGCUGCCUUCACUGCAGACCAACUCAAUCCGUCUCUUUGGAUAAAUUCCCUGCCCAGUGUCCUCAAGCCGCUAGACGGAGCUCCCCACCGUCCCUUCACAGCUGCUGGGAGGCUGAUACAUCUGUCCCCAUGCAUCCAACUGGAGCUCAGCCUAUACAGCAGUCCACCUCUCACCCUGGAUCUGACCUCGCCCAGCAUGGAACCAGCUCUGCUUUGCCCCGGCAGCCUGUCGGAUCCAACAACCACCCGCUGCCCGAGCCGCUCCCUGCUAAUUCCAACCAGACUGUCGUGGACGGAAGAAACUCUGCACCAGGCCAGUCUCCUAAUGGAAGAGGGCAAACAUCUGUACCUGAAGCAGUCACAGGGCAAGAGGCAUCACCAGACAGAGAGCUGCCACAUGUCCACAAUCAGGCUCAUGUGCAGAUGACCACAGACACCAGCAACCAGCCCAUGGUUGAACUGCAACCUAUCGUUGCUCGCAUCAAUGACGACAGGAGAUCCUCGGCGCUGGAGAUGUACGCGCUGGCUCAAGGCCGAGGAGGUGACCGGCGGAGCCGCUCCGAUUCGAAGCGGGCGACCAGGUCUCAGAGCACUGCCGUAGGGCCCAGAGGACCUCGUAAAAGGCUCUGCAAGACAGGCCGACCAAGGCUGCUCACAGCCUGGCAACAGUGGCUGGGGACCAGGGAUGCACAGCGCAGCAGAGAUAACUGUUGUCUAGGAAACGGUUCCUUUAACCUCUUUCUGUUUGAGAACAAAUUAGAUGCAGCAGCCCACAUAACCAAUUCAUCCAUUACCUGUCAACAGAAUGGCAAUGUUUCAAAACCUGUUCCUGUAUCUCAGCAGGUCUGUGCACAACUCAAUGCUUCUGAGAUGAUCCCGGGACAUAUAGGCGGUCACAAUGCAUCCUCGCUGACCACCUACAAGUCUGAACCAGAAAAUGUUUAUGCAUAUGCCUAUGAAAACAAAAGACUGAAAACCAGAAAGAAGAACAGAAUGCCUCGAGAGGAUCCAGACUCCAGUGACAAAGAAGCCCCGGAUGGUUCUAAGGUUCCAGUUGUGUGUCUCGAGCGACUCAAGAUCCUGGUAUCACGACAUCCACCACAGAACCAUCAGAGCACAGAUCUUACUUCUCAGACAGAGUCUGGACUCAAACCUGAAGAAACUGUCUUGAGGGUCCUAGAAAGAGAGGUCACUUCUCAGGGAACAUUGGAUAAGGAGUCAGUUCAGGCAGAGGACAGCGUGUCGCCCACAGAUCAACUACCACCAGAACAUCUGCAUAGUUGUGAAUCAUCUGGCUCCCUUGAGGUUUCUCAGCCUCCAGUGCAAGAAUUUUGCAACAUAAACCAAGAGUCUGGGGUACUAGCCAUCUCCAAUGAUUCAGAUCCUGUCUUACAAACUGAACCUGAAGCGAUACUCUUCCCAUCUGAACUCAGAUCAGUUACGUGUUCUGAAUCCACAAGAGAGGCUGAACCGGGCUCAGACGGAGAUGUCGAAUCAGAGCUCCUGCAGGAAUCAGAUCCGAGCGCUGAAUCUGAACUGCAGGUCGAAUCCGAAUCAGAUGUCAUUUCUGAGCAACCACCAGAAUCAGUGCACUCAGCUUCUGAACAGGAAUUUGAAUCAGAUCCAGAUUCCACAGCCGAAGUGACUCUGAACAUUGAACCUGAGUCUGAAUCGGAGGCUGAGCGGCCGGUUCUCCCACACGCCACCAGCUCUGAGAAUGUAUCAGAACCUGCUGUUGAGGAUCAGCCUGCAGAGGAAAGACCUGAGAUAGAGAACGAGGACUUCUGUGCGGUCUGUCUCAUUGGAGGCGAUCUUCUAUGCUGUGAUCGUUGCCCGAAGGUCUUUCACCUGUCAUGCCAUGUCCCCCCACUUCAUAGCUUUCCUAUAGGCGACUGGAUUUGCACCCUGUGCAGGGAUGUGGAGCAACCAGAGGUGGAAUAUGACUGUGAGAAUGUCCAGAUGUCCACAGACACGAUGCCAUAUGGGCUGUCAGCGUGUGACCAGAGGAAAUGCGAGAAGUUGACGCUGCUGAUCCUCAGCAACAUUCUCAGUGCUCCGUUCCAUGAGCCUGUCAGCCCUCUGGCCCGUCAUUAUUAUCAGAUCAUCAAGAAACCCAUGGAUUUGUCUGUCAUUCGGAACAGGCUCAGCAGAAACAGCCACACACACUAUCGUUCCCCUCAGGAGUUUGUGGCUGAUGUCCUGCUCAUGUUCAAAAACUGUGCCAAGUUCAAUUACCCGGACUCAGAGGUGGCUCAGGCAGGCCACAGUCUUCAGUCCUUUUUUACCUCCAAACUGUGUGAGGUAUUCCCAGAUCUGACCUGUCCUGUCCAGGAGGAGGAGGACUCCGACGUUGAGGAUUACGAGGAGCUGGAACGUGCCAUGGUGACUGGAUUUCCUUGGCCUGAGAGAAAAGAGCAGAGCCACAGGAAGAGGAAGAGGAGGCACUCCCUAAACUGGAGGAGAAAUCACUAUUAGUUGUGCCUCUAUAUACAUGUACAGAGACAUUUGAUCCACUUUGAUCUCUGAGUUUUCCAUCCUGGCUGGAUUGCUGUUUUUUUAAGGAUUCAUGUUGAAAUACAGUAUAUGUUUUUUCUGAGGACUAUAAUCUCACACAUUAUAACCAGUUCAUGUAUUAUGCUGUUAUCUGUAGCUGUGGGUAGGUGUUCAUAUAAGCCUAUAUCUCCAGACUUUGCCUAAGGUCUUGCACUAGUAUUUAUUCCAAUGCUUACACUUAUAUUAAAUUGUACAAUCAAUUUGAUAGCUGACUGGUUGCUGGCAACUGCUAUUUAGUAAAGAUAGAUAUGCAACAUUAAUUGGAAAUAUUAUAUAAUAUGUUUGUUCUAAAUUUCAUUCUUCUUUUAAUCCAAAUAUCCCUUGUAAUGAGGUACUUUUCCCAGCUGUUUUACUGUGAUGAUUUUAUUGACCCGUAGAGGGAGCACUUCAUAUAGCCUGUGGCAACACAUUAGUUCAUAUUGGACUUUUUUGGUGGCUGGAGGAGGUGCGUAAUGUGAUUGAAUCCCACGACCCCUUUCUAGAAUAAAAUGGGGAUUUAUUAGGCUGAUGUUGCUACAUUACUGUGAUGUUUUAAAUUGAUCUUUCAAAUGUUUAUUGACUAAUUAGACAGAAAUAUCUAAUCUUUUCAGAGGCGGGUGGAACACUUUUUAGUCCAGCAUGUUCCUCCAUGUGGUUCACAAACAGGUUUGAUAUUCAUAUGUCUUCUGAAUUUUGUAAUACUGGUCUUUAAUUGCUAAAAUUGCUGUGCAGAUCAUGUUAAGUCCUCUUUUAAUGCUAUUUACUAUCAUUAGCUGGAUUGUAAUUAGUCUGAAAUAUAUACUGUAUGGUGUAAAUAUACAAUUAA
Molecule: messenger RNA, 5890 nt
Organism: Megalobrama amblycephala (Wuchang bream)
Lineage: Eukaryota; Metazoa; Chordata; Actinopteri; Cypriniformes; Xenocyprididae
Gene: trim66
Product: tripartite motif containing 66
Exons: 19
Coding region: 1570-5007 (1145 amino acids)
Molecular function (GO): zinc ion binding; protein binding
Source: RefSeq, a predicted model, not a curated record